Gaeumannomyces tritici R3-111a-1 is the source of this 1077-nucleotide messenger RNA. RefSeq lists its product as hypothetical. The coding region runs from base 116 to 910 and encodes 264 amino acids. NCBI's taxonomy places the organism in Eukaryota, Fungi, Ascomycota, Sordariomycetes, Magnaporthales, Magnaporthaceae. Gene Ontology annotation, molecular function: protein-lysine N-methyltransferase activity. The transcript is spliced from 5 exons. The record is from RefSeq and is a predicted model, not a curated record.
UUCUCAUUUUUGACGGCUUUUGAUCUCAUUGACCCAACACGCGAUACAGUGAGCAGCCAGCUCUUGAUGGCCUCCACUUAUACACUCAGAUAGACUCCCUUCUUAUACAAAGACCAUGGGGCUCAGCGAAGACUUUGACGAUGAGCCCAUCGCCCUCUCGUCCCACGCCCUCGACGCCCUCAAGUCCUUUUACGCGGACCGGGACGCGCUCGAGGCCAAGUUCGAGGACCUCUUGGGCGAGGCCGAGAGGCAGGAGGGGAGCAGCGGCGGCCGCAGCAAAAAAACCCUGAGCAUCGCCGACUUUGGCGAGGACUGGCAGGAGUCGCAGUUCUGGUACUCGGACGGCACGGCGCGCGCCGUCGCCGAGAGCCUGCUGGACGGCGCCGACGGGGGCUCUGUCGUCGCGGCCGUGUCGGCGCCGAGCGUGUUUGUGGCGCUCAAGAACAUGCUGGCGGAGAGAGGGGACGGCGAGCCCAGGCCGCGGCUGGUGCUGCUGGAGCACGACAGGCGGUUCGCCGUGUUCCCCGAGUUUGUGUUUUACGACUGCAACCAGCCGCUGAAGCUGCCAGACCGCCUCAAAGGAGCCUGCGAUCGCAUCGCCUGCGACCCUCCGUUCCUGAACGAGGACUGCCAGACCAAAGAAGCAACGACGGUCCAGUGGCUAGCUCGCCCCCAGCCCCCAGACUCCCCCUCCCCGGCCGCGCGCGUCGUGCUCUGCACGGGUGAGCGCAUGGGCGAGCUAGUGACGUCGCGGCUGUACGGGUCCGUCGGCGGGCUGCGCACCACUACGUUCCAGCCCGAGCACGCCAACAAGCUGAGCAACGAGUUCUGCUGCUACACCAACUUUGAGUGCGCAGCGUGGGACUGGCGCGGCGACGACGACGACGACAACGCAGGGACGACGGCUUGAGCUCAGGCGGGUGGGUGCCGCGGUUUUGUUUGUCCGUUCAUCUGCUACCCAGACAGUCGGUCGAUAAAUGCCUCAAUACACGCUAGAUAUACAUCGUAGAUAUACAUCAUGUCUAUUCUUGUCCUCUUGUCGGUUCUCCAGUCGUGCGCCUAUAAACAAGUCCUUAU